This is a messenger RNA of Homalodisca vitripennis (glassy-winged sharpshooter), 1574 nucleotides long. RefSeq names its product cytochrome P450 4C1-like. Gene Ontology annotation, molecular function: oxidoreductase activity, acting on paired donors, with incorporation or reduction of molecular oxygen; heme binding; monooxygenase activity. The coding region runs from base 34 to 1557 and encodes 507 amino acids. The record is from RefSeq and is a predicted model, not a curated record. The transcript has 13 exons. NCBI's taxonomy places the organism in Eukaryota, Metazoa, Arthropoda, Insecta, Hemiptera, Cicadellidae.
UGUCGUGUUGAGAGCGGACCGGACUGGAGUAGGAUGCAUUUACAGGGGGAGUCAGCCGAGUUGCGGGUUUGGCCGCUACUCUGGAGUGUCCUCGUAUUCUGUAUCACAUGGCCUACAAUAACUCUUGUCCGAGACUGGCUCAGGGUGUUCUUGCGAGUCCAGCAUCUCCCUGGACCACAGGGACAUCCCAUAUUUGGCAACGUCAAGGAGUACCUUUCCAGGCACAGAUUUUUCCAAUAUGCUGCGAAAUGGAGAGAGCAUUUUCCUGCGUUUCAUAAAACUUUGGUACUAUUCCACCCACUGAUCAUAGUCCAAUCUCCAGAUGCAGUACAGGCUAUUCUCAGUAGGAAACACAAACAUAAUGAAAAAGGCAUGAUUUACCAAGGACUAAGAUCUCUACUUGGAGAGGGAUUGAUUACGAGUAAAGGAGACAGAUGGCACAGUCACCGCAAACUGAUUACACCCACGUUCCACUUCAACAUCCUCGAGAGCUUUGUGGAUGUGUUUGUGGCUCGAACGGCUGAUUUCAUGAAGGACCUGAACAUUUUCCUCGCUGAUAACGAUCUGUCGGAAAAGUUCAAUGAUAUCAGCCCUUUCACUCGCAAGCUUACCUUAGACUUUAUUUGUGAAACUGCGAUGGGAACACCUGCAGACUCAAACAGACUUCAUCAUAAGGAAAUAGUGAAUGCUAUGCACAGAUUGGAAGAAAUUGGGAUAUACAGGAUGGUUCGGCCAUGGCUGCUCUCAGACUUCAUAUUCCAGUUUACCGCUAAGGGUAGAGAAGAGCGUAAAUACCGCCACAUUCUUCAUAGCUUCACUGAUCAGGUGAUAAGAAGAAGAAGACAGGCUCUUCAGGCACAGGAAGAAUUCGGAUAUAUUGAGGAUUGUCCCAAGAAGCGAGCGAUCUUCAUGGACCUACUGAUCACCAGUUCCCGGGGUGGCUCCUUACUCUCUGACCAGGACAUUAGAGAGGAAGUCAACACUUUCAUGUUCGCUGGCCAAAACACAACACAAUUAGCCAUUAACUACUGUCUCUAUCUCUUGGGAGAAAACCCUCAGAUUCAGGCCAAAGCAUAUGCAGAACUGUACGAAAUCUUUGGAGACUCUGAUCGGCAACCCACCAUGGAGGACCUGAAGGCCAUGAAGUAUCUGGAGAACUGCAUCAAGGAGGCAUUGAGACUGUUCCCAAGCGUGCCAGUCAUUGCAAGGAAACUGACUGAAGAUGAAGUCUUUGGCAAGUACACACUGCCACGAGGUGCAGAUGUGUUGGUGCUCCCGUAUGUGCUACAUCGGGAUGCGUCACAGUUCCCAGAUCCAGAAAGAUUCAAUCCAGACAACUUUCUGCCUGAGGCUGUUAAGCUGAGACAUCCUUACGCUUAUAUCCCCUUCAGCGCAGGCCCUCGCAACUGUAUUGGCCAAAAGUUUGCGAUCCUGGCAGAGAAGACAGUGCUCUCAGCGAUACUGAGGAAAUACAAAAUAAGCUCGCUACACUCAAGGCAGGAAUUGAUAGUGGUGCCUAACACUGUGUUGGUGCCUAAGACAUGUAUUUUUGUGUAAGGCUAAUUUUAUUUGUU